Quercus robur (English oak) is the source of this 1520-nucleotide messenger RNA. RefSeq lists its product as uncharacterized. NCBI's taxonomy places the organism in Eukaryota, Viridiplantae, Streptophyta, Magnoliopsida, Fagales, Fagaceae. The transcript has 8 exons. The record is from RefSeq and is a predicted model, not a curated record. The coding region runs from base 9 to 1520 and encodes 503 amino acids.
ACGCAGAAAUGGGUAAGAAACGCCGAUUGCCAGUUGUAGACGUCGGCGAAGGACCCUCGAGUUCACGACAGAGAGUGGAGGAGCUGCAAGCCGCCCAUACUAGUGAUGCUAGGUCACAGCCCUCAGGAAUGGAAAGGGACCAUCCAUUGACAGUUGUGGAAGUUGGCCAAGGUUCAUCACGCACACGAGACAUCAUGGAGGAGGAGUUAAGGGCUGCCUAUGAUGCUGAGCACGCAAGAUGGGAGGAAGGAGAUAUUGAUGAUGAUGAGACACAGGCGCCUUCUGGAGAAGAUUUGGUCCAACAAACCGCACCAUCCACUGAUGGGUGUGCAGAAGAUUCAGUUCCAGAAACCCCAAUAUCCAAUAAUUUAAAUAAAAAACGUGGAAUAACGCUAAUGCAGCGGAUAUGGGCUCUUCCGGCGAACAAGAAACUUGUAUGUGGGUUAAAUGGGAGCCAGCAGCCGGUUGGAGAAAGCGGGCAAACAUUCAAAAGGUGGUUGGGCACCUUAUGCAUCUGCCACAACUAUUGCCCACUUAUGCCAAGAACUUGGACGCAUGUCGACCGUAAAUACAAAGAAGAAGCUUGGAUAGCGAUAGAGAAAAAGUGGAUCAUUGACCCAGAGAUUAUCAGACCAGCUAAUCAAAUGAACUGGGCAAUGCACUUGCUAGGGGAGUUGAGAAGAAAUCGAAGGAGUAAGUUGAAAAAGAAAUGCUACCCAAAAGAUGCGUUGAAAGAUGAUGUCUAUAAAAAUAAACCAUCUUGGGCUGAGGAGCAGGACUACCGCGCACUAGUUGACUAUUGGUUUGAUCCGAAAACGAAGACAUUAUGUGAUACGAACAAGAGAAGUCGUUCGUUUCAGAAGGAUAUAGCGAGGACAGGGCCUAUAAGUUUUGCCCAAACUGCGGACAAAAUGGCAAAAGAAAGCGGCGAAGCAGUGGAGCGUGCAGAUGUUUUCAUAAAAGCAUACUGCAAGAAAGAUGGGACUCCUAUUAGUGAUGUAGUGCUACAUAAGAUUUCAAAAAUGAAAGAAAUUUUAGACAACGGGGGCAAACUAAAAGGAGACCGUCGCGAUGGAAUUCUUUGGGCACAUGAUGAUGCGUUCGCUCAAGUGAUGGGCAAAGAAAGUUCUGGACGUGUUCGUGGGGUCGGUUUUGGACCAACCCCAACAGGAAGAAGUGGGUCCAACCUGCCAUGUUUGCCUGGGCCGUCGUCCCCUGAAACGGCCCAACGGAUGACUGCAUUGGAAAAUUCGAUGAGGGACCAACUUGCUUACGCAGAGCAGAGGCAUCAAGACCAGAUGGCGUCAUUGCAUGCACAACACAAGGAGGAAAUUGCCGAAGCAUUGGCCGAAGCAAAGCGGGAGUCAGAUGCACGGCAUGAGCAGCAGCUGGCCGAAACAAAGCAGCAGUUGGCCGAAACAAAGCAAGAAAUGGCUGAAACAAAGAGGAAAAUGGAUGAAAUACUAGCCUUCUUACAAAAGACGCCAAGCAGUUUAGGUUUUAGCAUUUUGUCAGGAUAG